AUGCAGCCUCCACGCGAGCGCGAUACGUCUACGGUAGUUGAAGUUGGGGAAACCGUUCCAUCAACAAGUGCGACUAGUGCGGCGAGUUACGAAAUUGAAACGGAUAACAAAAACGUGUGUUCAGAAGCAGAUACUUCCAAAUCCCCCGUCUCCGAACAGGCAGUGAAUUCAAACAUUUUGUUUAUUCUCAGUGACGACCCAGUCGAGUGGGAAAUCAAUGAUUCUCUUCGAAAUUACGUGGCAAAAUAUGGAUUUAAGCAAAAUUUGGAUGCCGACUUCAAGAAAAGCAAACGCGAAUAUAAUGAUCAUGCGCGAUAUUUUACACGUUCUAUGUUCGAGCGAGAACUUAAAAAUUGCGAAAAAAUUCAGAGGGACUGGUUAAUUUACUCUCAAAGCUCAGGUCGAGUUUAUUGCGGGCCUUGCCUCGCCUUUAACGGUGGUUCACAGUUUGGCGUUCUAAAGGAAGGUUUCAAUGACUGGAAAAAUGCGAAACGCUUGGCACAACAUGAAAAUUCGCCAGAUCAUAAAUCUUCAGUUCUUCAAAUGUUGGAGAGAGGUAAAAAACACGGACGGAUUGAUCACCAGGUAGAACGUCAACUAGAAGAAGAAAAAGUAUAUUGGAAAAGUGUGUUGAGACGAGUGGUUGAAACCGUAAAAUCUCUCGUGUCGCGAGGUUUGCCGUUACGAGGCGACAAUGAAACAAUCGGUUCGGUCCACAACGGCAAUUUUUUAAUGGCUAUUGAGCUUAUCGCACAGUUCGAUCCAUUUAUGGCUACUCAUAUUGCGAAAUACGGCAACCCUGGUAGCGGUCGCACCAAUUACCUUUCGUCAACUAUUUAUGAAGAGUUCGUCGAAAUUUUAGCAUCGAAAGUGACAGAAUUGGUUUUAAGUGAAAUACACAUCGCCAAGUAUUUUUCUAUCAUUGUGGACUCUACGCCGGAUUUAACACACGUUGAUCAACUAUCUUUAAUAAUUCGUUAUGUUCAAAGUGAUGGUACGCCAAUAGAGCGAUUUAUUAAAUUUAUUCCGAAUGUUGGGCAUAAAGCUGAACUCAUAAAAGACGCUGUGGUGGAAUUAAUUGAAGAGCUUAAAAUAAACAUGAAUAAUUGUCGAGGGCAAUCAUAUGACAAUGCUGCAAACAUGUCCGGGCCUUACAACGGUUUACAAGCUAAAAUUAAACAAAUUUCUCCAACUGCCGAAUAUGUUCCCUGUGCGGCUCACUCACUGAAUUUGGUUGGAGAGUGUGCUGCAAAAUGUUGCGAAUCAGCAGUCCUUUUUUUUGAUACCUUGCAAGAAGUUUACACAUUUUUCACAGCGUCAACUGCCAGAUGGAAUAUUUUAUUUAACCAAUAUGAGAAAGCAGAGAAAAAGCGAAAGGAAUCGAAAGAGAACAAGAGAACACAUAUCUUGCAAAAUCUGUCAAAAACUCGAUGGUCAGCACGUUCAGAUGCCUGUGUAGCGUUGUUCGAAUCCUAUUGGGAAGUGAUUAGUGCUCUUUUUGACGUCGAAGAAGAUGACCAGCAAAAUCCAAACGCAAAAUGUGAAGCUAAAGGAAUUCGUUUAAAGCUUGAAAGUUUUGAAAUGGCCUUCAUGGUUGUUUUUUGGGGCUUUCUUCUCGAGCGUUUUAAUCUAACUAACAAACUGCUGCAAGACCCAGAAAUUGAUAUUUUCACUGCCGUCCAGUUGUACGAUUCCUUAAUCGCUCUCAUUUCUGAGAGUCGUGAGAAGUUUGAUGGAUUUGAAACCGAAGCAAGGACUUUACUCAUGACAGCCGCUGAAAGUUACCAGAAAGAUAAGGGGCGAAAAAGAAAAAGAACGCUUCGAUCAGGCGAAAAAGCUACGGGAGAGGUGGAAUUCAAUGGCCGUGACACCAUGAGAGUUGAAACUUUCCUAGUGAUCAUUGACAAACUAAUUACCGAACUUAAGAAACGUCGAAAUGCGUAUGAAAUGUAUUAUGAGCGAUUUUUUUUCCUUCUAAAUUUAACAGCCCUCAGUUCAGAAGAGUUGAAGAAAAAAGCUGAAGCGCUUGUUCAAAUAUAUCCAGAUGAUAUAGAAGAAUGUUUUAUUGGCGAAUGUAUUCAAUUUCAAGCUUUGUGCAAUUCCCAAAAUUACACCGAGGACGCAAAAACACCAACCAAAUUGUUGAAAAAAAUUCGGAAUCAAAAUAUUCACAGCGUGUUUCCGAAUAUUGACAUAGCUCUUCGGAUGUGUGUAUGCACGCCAAUAGCUAAUUGCUCUGCCGAGAGAAGUUUUUCAUGUCUACGACGAGUUUUGAACUACCUCCGAUCAAGCAUGAAUGAGGAAAGACUGAGUGCCUUGGGGAUUUUACAAAUUGAGAACGAGAUACUUCAAUCUCUGGACUACGAAGAAAUCAUCGACGCGUUUGCUGCUAAAAAGAGUCGUCGUGUGUUACUGCAUUGA
Vigna radiata var. radiata (mung bean) is the source of this 2421-nucleotide messenger RNA. Its product is annotated as 52 kDa repressor of the inhibitor of the protein kinase-like. The record is from RefSeq and is a predicted model, not a curated record. Bases 1 to 2421 code for a protein of 806 amino acids. Lineage: Eukaryota; Viridiplantae; Streptophyta; Magnoliopsida; Fabales; Fabaceae. Gene Ontology annotation, molecular function: protein dimerization activity. The transcript has a single exon.